Molecule: messenger RNA, 1840 nt
Organism: Oryzias latipes (Japanese medaka)
Lineage: Eukaryota; Metazoa; Chordata; Actinopteri; Beloniformes; Adrianichthyidae
Gene: dhps
Product: deoxyhypusine synthase
Biological process (GO): peptidyl-hypusine biosynthetic process
Cellular component (GO): cytoplasm
Molecular function (GO): deoxyhypusine synthase activity
Source: RefSeq, a predicted model, not a curated record
UCACGCUUUCCGUAGCUAGCUAGCUUCAUGCUACAUGUAGCCCAUGCGAUGGUUACUGGCUAUGUUCCAUCUGCGCAUUUGCCGUCACCUGGCCCCUAAUCCCAUUAUAACUUAGUCUCUCUUUGAUAACAGGAACAAUGUCAGACCACGCCCCCUCUGUAGCCAUGGAGGCUGUCUUGAAGCCCAGCGAUGACCUCCCUGACGACAUGCCAAAAAUCCGAGGCUAUGACUUCAACCACGGAGUCGAUCUGCAGGCGGUGCUGAAGUCCUACCUCACCACAGGCUUUCAGGCCAGCAGCCUAAGUUUGGCCAUUCAACAGAUCAACAACAUGAUUGAGAAACGCCUCGAGCCAAUGGAAGCAGACGAUGGAGAUGAGUUAAAGCAACACUCGGGCUGCACUAUCUUUCUGGGUUACACCUCCAAUCUGAUCAGCUCUGGAGUGAGAGAAAGCAUCCGGUACCUCGUAGAGCACAAAAUGGUGGAUGCGAUUGUAACCACAGCUGGAGGAAUUGAAGAGGACUUGAUUAAAUGUCUGGCUCACACCUAUUUAGGAGAUUUUAGUUUGUCUGGGAAGGAACUCCGGCUGAAAGGAAUCAACAGGAUUGGGAAUCUGCUGGUUCCCAAUGAUAACUACUGUAAAUUUGAAGACUGGCUGAUGCCCAUUCUGGACCAGAUGCUGCUGGAGCAGAACACAGAGGGUGUGCGUUGGACUCCCUCCAAAAUGAUCCAUCGAUUGGGCAAAGAGAUCAAUAAUACUGACUCUGUGUACUACUGGGCCUAUAAGAAUAACAUCCCCGUGUUCAGUCCUGCUCUCACCGAUGGCUCUCUGGGUGACAUGAUUUACUUUCACUCAUUUAAAAAUCCUGGCCUGGUUUUGGACAUUGUAGAAGAUAUUCGCAGACUGAACGGUCUGGCAGUUUUUGCCAAGAAGACCGGAAUGAUCAUCCUGGGAGGAGGGCUGGUGAAGCAUCAUAUAGCCAAUGCUAACCUUAUGAGGAAUGGAGCAGACUAUGCGGUUUACGUGAACACAGGCCAGGAGUUUGAUGGCUCUGACUCUGGGGCUCGACCUGAUGAAGCCAUAUCGUGGGGAAAGAUCAGAGCGGAUGCCACGCCUGUAAAGGUGUACGCAGAUGCCUCUUUGGUUUUUCCUCUGAUUGUGGCCGAGACCUUCGCUCUUCACUUCAAGAAGCUGACUGCUGAAAAGAAAGCAGAUUAAUGGUGGUUUUCUUUCAAGUUUUCCUUCCCUCCCAAUUUAAUUUAUGCAUUUAAAUCCCCUUUUUCAUUAAAAAAAAGUUACACUUUGGGCCUUGAAAAGAUGUUGAAAGCCUCUUCAACACUGCUUUGCACUCAACAUUUGGUAUGACAUUUAUUCUGUGUAUUUAUAAAUAUUUAGGUAACCCUUUUCUCAUUAUUUUCAAUUUGCUGGUUUCCCUGUAAGUUAAGAAACUGUGAAACUUUUGUCACAGUCUGAAAUUCUUUUUGGUGUUGAUCCCGACAUUUGAUUUCACGUCUUUAGUAGAUGCAAGCAUCACCUUUUAUUUUCAUAUAUUUUUUAGGAAGAAUUUCGAGUUACAUGUGGCAUGUCUUUAGGUAUAUUUGUAUAGCUGUAUAGGUAAAUAAAAAUGCUAUUAAGCAAAAAGUUAGUGAAAAGUGUUUAACUGAGAUUAAUUCUAAGAUUUAAAAAAAAAAAAAUUUUAAGGACCUUGCAAUCCUGUUUAAAAAAUGAUUUAAAAAGAAGUGUCAGAAUUGUUGUAUCACAAUUCUUUGCCCCAAAACUGUCAUAAUUGUGAUUUCUGCUGUUUUAAAAAAUUAAAGUACUUUCUUUUCCUUUAAAAAAAA